ACUAAUUUGUGCGUGUAUUUAAAUAAGAUUUGGUGAAAUGUUAAGUAAUUUUUUAAGCAAUAUUAGCAACAUAAUAAAAUACGGUUGUUUAGCUCACUGCACUUUUCAAUUCGUUGGAGAUUUCGUAGUAUGUUCAGGUCCUUCAAUGGAACCGACUUUACAUUCAGACGACGUUCUACUUACCGAACACGUUUCAACUCUGAGAAACAAAAUAAAUAAAGGUGAUAUAGUAAUUGCCAAAUGUCCUACAAAUCCUAACCAGCAGAUAUGUAAAAGAGUAGUAGCUCUACCUGGAGAAAAAGUUAAAACUGGUUUUACAUCACACGUAUAUGUCCCUAUUGGACAUGUAUGGUUAGAAGGUGAUAAUUCGUAUAAUUCUUUAGAUAGUAGAUCUUACGGACCCGUACCGCAAGGUUUAAUAAAAAGUAGAGCUGUUUGUAAAGUUUGGCCUCUUAAAGAUCUCUCUCUACUAGUAAGGUAACAAAUUUGAUGUAUUUAUGAAUUGUAUGAGAUAAAUAGACUGGAUUUGUGCACUGCAUUAUAUUUAAGUAUAUAAAAAUUAAAUAUUGAAUUUUUUAAAAAACGUUUUGGUUUUUUCUUCUUUUACUGUUUGCUGUACCUCAUUUUAAAAAAUAAAAUUAUAAUGGGAAGUUUAUUAUCAUUCAUUAAAGAAACUAAUUUUAUUUGGAAUUUGCAUAAUGUUUAUUAAUGAUUGAAACUCGCCUUCACGCUGUAAAAAGUAUUAAUUUAAUACAGGGUGUGGUUGAAAAAUACAUGAACAUAAAAAUAAUCGUUUUUGAACAACUACUUACCUUUUGCGUUCUCAAACUUUCCUGUAGCCCCUUUUAAAAUUUGAGUAUAUUUUUGUAUUUUCAAAUCUAAGAACGUCGUUUCAUUGUUAUUUUAUUAGAAACAUGCAAUAAUUCCGGUCUACCCCCUAAAAAUUGUAAAUAUAAUACGAGGCGUGGUUGAAAAAUAAAAUUAACUUUUUUGAACUACUAUUUUUUGCUUUUAAUACAAUUAUUCCAACAUUGAAUCAAUGACUUGAAUGUUUUUAAUAUGGUGCAACCUUAAUAGCAGAAAAUGUAUCAGAAACUACACUUAUUACAUUUUUUUUUAUUUUCGGAAAGAGGCAUAAGUUGCGUUGUGCUAAAUCUAGUGAAUAAGGCAGAUGUGAGUAGAAAUUUUAUCAGAAACAUGAAAUAAUUCCGGUCUACCCCUUAAAAAAUUGUAAAUAUAAUACGAGGUGAUGUCAAAAAUAAUUUCCUGAAUAUUAAUUUGAAUUGAUAUAAUUUAAAAUACUGUCCUUUGUUUCCAAUACAGAUUUUGUCAUUUUCUGAGUUUCUCUGACAUAUUUUUCAAUGGGAAACAAGUCAAAUCCCGACGCC
This is a messenger RNA of Diorhabda carinulata, 1388 nucleotides long. Its product is annotated as mitochondrial inner membrane protease subunit 1-like. NCBI's taxonomy places the organism in Eukaryota, Metazoa, Arthropoda, Insecta, Coleoptera, Chrysomelidae. The transcript has a single exon. Gene Ontology annotation, molecular function: serine-type endopeptidase activity. The record is from RefSeq and is a predicted model, not a curated record. Bases 38 to 481 code for a protein of 147 amino acids. Gene Ontology annotation, cellular component: membrane; mitochondrial inner membrane peptidase complex.